Meleagris gallopavo (turkey) is the source of this 4740-nucleotide messenger RNA. The record is from RefSeq and is a predicted model, not a curated record. Lineage: Eukaryota; Metazoa; Chordata; Aves; Galliformes; Phasianidae.
AUGGAUAAACCAGGUUCAGAAAACUACCGUAAUCUGAUAAAAGAUGGCUGGGGAAAAAUGGUAGACCUCAGCUGGCAAAUGCCUGCUACCCCAAGAGGAGUAUAUGAAUGUGAUCAAGUUCACAUAGAUGAUGUUUCUUCUGAUGAUAAUGGACAAGACCUAAGUACCUACAGUUUUGCAACUGAUGGCUUCCAUGCAGCUGCAAGUAGUGCAAACCUUUGUCUGCCAACAGGUGUAAGAGGAGGGGUUGACUGGAUGAGGAAGCUGGCUUUCCGUUACAGAAGAGUAAAAGAGUUGUAUAAUACUUACAAGAACAACAUAGGAGGACUCCUAGGUCCUGCAAAAAGAGAUGCAUGGUUGCAAUUAAGAGCAGAGAUUGAAGCUCUGACAGACUCCUGGCUAACAAAUGCACUUAAAUCCUUAUCAAUUAUCAGCACAAGGAGUAACUGUGUAAAUGUGUUGGUAACAACAACCCAGCUUAUCCCAGCACUUGCAAAAGUCUUGCUAUACAGUUUAGGAGGAGCUUUUCCCAUUGAAAAUAUUUACAGUGCAACUAAAAUAGGAAAAGAAAGUUGCUUUGAACGAAUAAUGCAAAGGUUUGGCAGAAAAGUAGUAUAUGUUGUAAUUGGGGAUGGUGUAGAAGAAGAACAGGCAGCAAAAAAGCACAACAUGCCUUUCUGGAGGAUAUCCAGUCAUUCGGACCUCUUGGCUCUCCAUCAAGCACUGGAACUAGAGUAUUUGUAACUGUGUUCUAAAGUUGGCGAUCCUGUUUUUUAUAUAUAUAUUUCAAGUACACUGAAUUUUUAUGUGUGAUUCAAUGCCUCUGGCUUUACACAUAUGAAUUGUCUUAAGAAGGGAAGAAAUAUUUGGAAUUAAAAAUUCCAAAUUGAAGAAUUCAGAUUGCUGAAUGGAGUUAAAGCAUUAGUGCUACGUAAGGAAGCUCUAUGGUCUUAUAUAUGCAACGUUUUUAAAUGGAUUAAAACUGUGGAGGUUGCUGGUACACACCGAAUGAGCCCUGACAGGAGUGAACAAAGGACUCGAACUGGCAAAGCACCAACACGCGUUUUCCAACUGACAAGGUGGUGUUCAACAACAUUCCUCAAAAUGGGAUAUAUUCUCAGCACUGAGGUUUGAACCAGACUUUAGCCUACCUAACCCAGAAAAUCUGAAUUGGAAUGCACUCAGACUGUAUAAUGACAAUCCUGUCUAGACCUGUAAUUUGUGUAAAUUAUUGAUGAAAAUAACUUACUGUGACUUUAUUAGCAGCUGAUUUUGGAAGUGGAUGCAAUUUUUCUUUCUUUUUGGGGGUCGGGGAGGGAGAGGGUUAUAUAAUAUUGUCUCUUUUAUAAGUUUGGCAAACAGAAUGUGCAUAAUGAUGUGUUGUGCCUUAAGGAGAAGACUGUGUUUGUGUGUUAUAAUGUAACUUUGGUUAAAAACUAUGUAGAUAAACAAACAAAAAAAAAAGCCUUUGUGAUAAUUUUUGACAUGACCAAAUUUGAAAUUUAGAGAAAUCAAAGAGAAUGACUGCACCAAAGCAUUUAAGUUUUCGUUGCAGUGAAAAAAAAAAAAGAAUAAUAAAGGAAAGUUUGUGUUUUUAUUUGGAUUCUCAAUAAUUCCACUGACUGAGGAAAGUUGAGAGUAUGUUGGGAGGUUGAUAGUGGGGACCGCUACCAUGAAAGCUAAAAAAGAAGAGUUUAACACCUUCAACAUCAUUUCUUGAUUCUCUGAUGAGAUAACUAGGAGCCAUUUUCAUGAAUUACUUAGUCCACUGAAAGCCAUGCAAUGAGUGUAUUUGCUGUGUCUGAAGGAACAAACUCCCAGCCAACUGAUGAAGUAUCUGGAGUGCACUAAUGGCAUUACUGGAAGGUGAAAAUAUUCUAUUAAGCACAGAUGGAGGAUAAAACCUAGGUUCUUUAGAAAGAAAAGAAUUCUAAAGAAUGUCUUACUGGUCAGAUGCACAAAUUAUGCUACAUUCAGCAUAUUUAGGAUCAACACUGGCAGCCAGAAUUGCUGGCAAGAUAGCAUUGGCCACUCGGGAGUAGAGUCCAUUUUGGUAAAUAUUUUGGCAUAUUUUGGUAGCUUUUCCAUUCAGUUCCACAUACAGAUGUCUUCUGUUUUGGGUCAACAUGUCUUCCCCUAAUUUUGAUUACAAAAGAUUAAUAUACAAGAGCAACCCUUAAGGGUCUUUGCAUUCAGAUAUUUCAACAGCAUGUCAGGCAUCUGAGAAGAGGAUAAGGAGGGGAUUUUGAUGAAGAAAUACUGAGAAAUAUGUUAACUUUAGUCAUGUAUAUUAAUAAUUUUGGUCCAUGGUGAUAAUUACCUUGCAAGUACUGAACAAGCUGUCUUUCAGCACUGGAAAAUGAGCAAGGUCUGUUUUCAACAUAAGAGCCCCAGCACCCUACAUGAGCACUCUAACGCAACUGCAGUGGUUCAUCUUUCAUUGCAAAAGAUGGAAACUGCUUUUUUUGAUUUUUAUUACCUAUGUGGAGAUGCCUGAGGUUGCCUUUGCUCUAACUCUGUGAAGAAGUGUGAACAAGAGAUGUUAAAUGUAAACUCCAAUGAUGCUUACAGAAGUACAGCUGUCAGCACUGAGCUGAAUUACUUCCACCCCUGUUUUGAAGCCAGUGUAUGCUUAGUAAGCAGGUAGUAAGCAAAUUUCAUCUUUGUUGAUGUGUUACAUAAAAGUUAUUUGGUAGGUGAAAGCUUGGAGCCACUAAAAAAUCAAGGCAAAACUCCUUUGUAACUUCACGAAAAUGGAAUAUUUUGCUGCUUUGGAAUUGGAUAUACAAGUCAUCAUAAAAGAAAAAUAUUUUUUUGUUAUCAUUGGAAAGUGUGAAGCCAUGAGAAUGACCACACAUGAAAUCACUAUGCACCAGCUACUUGGGUGAUAGAUAUGUGUAUUCAAGAAAUAAAAAUGAUGCAUACCUUAUUUAUAUUUACAGAACUUGCCUAGUCACAUUUGCUUAGAAGUACUUUUUGUAAGACCUGCGGUGCCAGUUUUUCAUAGUCUUCAAGUGGGAAAAAAUGUUUCUACUGGAACAGGAAAAAAGGUUGAACAAAGCCCUUCUCAAGUUCCAGCACCAUAACAUUACAUGAGAAUGUCAAUAUAAAAAUUUUUAUUUAAAAAAAAAAUUGGUAUGAUGAAAUAGCUUAUUUUUCAUUUCUUUUUUUCUUUUUUUUUUUUAACAAGUGAUAACAUUAUUUAAAUGCAUGAACCAAUUUUAUUUCUCUUUUUUCUUUAGCUUUUCAGUGUUCUUUACCAAAUCAGAUGUUAGAACAAACAAUAGCCCAGCAACAACCAUCAGUUCUUAAAAAGGUUUGCAGUGGAGUUGUUCUUACCUCUCUGGCAAGACUGACUCAAUUAAUAUACUGGACUUUCAGAGAGGAGGUGGAGGCACAAGGAGGGAAGUUUUGCAGAACACAGUGAAGUUCUGAUUUUAACUUGAAUUCUGUGUCCAAAGUCAGUGAAAGUUAAUUAUAAAAAUAAUCCACAAACAAAUGCACCAGAAAAACAAAACAAAACAAAACAAAGAUUUAUCUCAAAAACCUUCACAAUCCUAAAACUCUAAAGUAAAAUUGCAGAGCAUAAAUACUGUCUUGCUAAGCAAAAAUUAUUAUAUAUCCUUGAACGAGAUUGUGUUGUACGUGCCUGUUUUGUAGAAAGAAAGGACAUUGAUAAAUUUUCCUGCAUGAACAACAGAAAGGAGAAAAUGACCAAGGCAGAGAUGUAUUCAAGACAGACUGCUCCAGAUGGGAUUCAGCUGAAGGCUGGUCAUUUUGACAUUGAGUGCAUUUUAAUUCAACAGUGUAUUAAUCAGAAACUGCCUUCCCUUCAGCCUCUCCUGAACAAUCAAGAUUGAGCACAGUGUCAUGUUUGCAAGUAUUCUGUGCAAAUGACAUGUAGGAUAUAAUGCCGUUUGCUGAUACUCUGAGCAGUUUUCAGUCAUUAUAGAACUUGAAAGUUCAUUAGGCAUUUGAAUACUCAGCUUGCAGAAUACAAACAUAGUGUGAUUGCAGUCACAAAUUAGUAACUUAAAUAGAUAUAACUCCAUGCAGCUCAGCCUAUCAGUGAAAAAAGAAGCAAAAGCUAAAAAUGAUAAUUGUUUUUAGAUACCUAUGGAGAUAGCACACAAAGACAUAGGUGGCAGCUAGCUCCCAAUUAAUGAUUUCAUUAAAAGCCUGCGUGAGCAGCAGUGUUUGCAUCCACAGUAGAUGCAGAGUAUGUUCCAGUGUAAGCACUGACAAGAGAGAUGAAGCCAAAUCAAAAUCCUGUAUACAGGCACACUUCAUCUCAGAGCAGAUGAAAUCCUGCAGCCAACUGAACUGCAGAGUUUGUGGUGAAUGUGGACUUGGCCCACAACAGGAAACCUGAAUUUUAGCUGUGAGUUUGUGUCCAGAUCCGGGGUUUUGGUUCAAAAGUCAUCUCUAUUUUAUAGGAGUGAUAUCAAGCAUAUGCUUGAAAUGAAUAUGGUAUUUAGUAUCUUUGAAGAGGAGCUGAAGUGACAUGAGCCAAAUCCCAGCAAUAGCAGCAUUUUUGAGAUAAAAUUGAAGCCAAGGGUGUCUGUUAUGUAUUAGCAGAUUAUAGUUUAUUGGGGCCUACAUAAUUUAAGAAAAUGUAAAUUAAAAUUAAAAGCUUGUAAAAUUAUGUACAUCUUUACUAUUUCUCAAUAAAUACACUUGGAAAUGUCAUUUUUUGCACUAUAACAUUUUGUAAGAUGUUUGGUUUGCGGUUGAAACCCU